AUGAGAAGAUGGAUGAAACAAGUUGCAAUGAAAAAAUGUUUGGUAGAAGUCGUGCCAACGAGCCUAAGGUCGAUCAAAUUGACGAAAGCGCUGAUGCGAGCGACGGGCUUGUGGCACUCGUCGAGCAAAUCAAGCGGCCUCUGGUCCAACGUCGUGUUGGCUUUAGUAUUGCUGCUGAUGAUUUACUCGGUGUUCGUGCAGGCUCAAGAGCUGAUCUACGCCGGGAGCAGCAUCACGGCGAUCACUUUCGCGGCGCCCGUGGCGACGGUGGUCGUCACGGAAUCCUCGAAACUCGUGGUCUUCAUAGCGAAGCGUAGGAAAAUGGUAAAUCUGAACAAAUUCGUGGACAGCCAGUUCUGGAAGAAGAUCUACAGCGACGAGGAGUUGGUGAUUUUCAACGACUGCGAUCGGAUGUGCUUCAGGCUGAUAGGCAUCUACUGCACACUGUUGUUGGGUACUUGCUCCAUGUAUUUGAUUCUGCCUAUAAUCGGCAUGGACACGGAGCUCAGUCCACAACGAGAAUUGCCCUUUCCAAUGCGAAUCGCAUCGCCGCUGUACGAAAGCCCUUACUACGAAAUGUACUUCGCCUUGGAGAUAGUGGGUACUUUAACCGUCGGUCUGUGCGUCUCCACCUUCGCGAGCUACCAAUUCGCCGUCAAUUUGUUCACCGCCGUGCAAUUCAAGAUUCUCAACACGCACUUGACGUCACUUUGCGACUUCGAAGACGACGCGAGGGAUGAACGAAACACCGAACGCCAGAUGAAGGCUUUGACGAAGCUCAAAGGUUUGAUCACCACGCACCAAACGCUCAUUGAUUUGACCAAGCAGAUCGAGGACUUGUGCUGCUACGUGAUGCUCGAGCAGGUGUUCGGCUCGACUUCGCAGAUCUGCUUCUGCGGCUUGCAGAUUCUACUGGCCAAGUCAACGCUAACCCGCACCGUCCUGAGCGUGGAAUUUUUGCUGAGCAGCGUGCUGCAACUUUACUUCUACUGCUACUCUUCGCACAUGAUUUUCGAGGCGAGCGAGAGCGUUUCUCAAGCUAUCUACUCGAUGAAGUGGUUCAAAAUCACGGAUCCUAAGCUGCACAAAGAGUUCCGCCAACUGCUGCUGAUCAUCAGCAUGAGAGCACGGCGACCCUGCGUCCUCACCGUUGGCAAAUUUUAUCCCCUCACGCUGGCGGCUUUCAGCUCGGUUCUCAGUACAUCGAUGUCUUAUUUCACAGUGCUGCGACAGCUUUUGUACAAUCAAUAGAGCUCAUCCCAUCAAAAGUGUUUUGGUAUUUUUCCAUGUUAUCUUUGUAAUUCGUCAGCUUGAGCAAAA
Phymastichus coffea is the source of this 1320-nucleotide messenger RNA. RefSeq names its product odorant receptor 49b-like. Gene Ontology annotation, cellular component: plasma membrane. Gene Ontology annotation, molecular function: olfactory receptor activity; odorant binding. The transcript is spliced from 6 exons. The record is from RefSeq and is a predicted model, not a curated record. The coding region runs from base 1 to 1251 and encodes 416 amino acids. Gene Ontology annotation, biological process: sensory perception of smell; detection of chemical stimulus involved in sensory perception of smell. NCBI's taxonomy places the organism in Eukaryota, Metazoa, Arthropoda, Insecta, Hymenoptera, Eulophidae.